Messenger RNA from Aedes aegypti (yellow fever mosquito), 1331 nucleotides. RefSeq names its product programmed cell death protein 6. The record is from RefSeq and is a predicted model, not a curated record. The transcript has 2 exons. Gene Ontology annotation, molecular function: calcium ion binding. Bases 164 to 688 code for a protein of 174 amino acids. NCBI's taxonomy places the organism in Eukaryota, Metazoa, Arthropoda, Insecta, Diptera, Culicidae.
ACGUAAAUAAAAUUGUAUCGACACCUGUCAGCGUUAUCGUCACUUCUCGCAUCAGAUGAAUCACAACGUCAGUCGAGAAAGUUUGUAAAGGAAUUUCCUUCCUGGUAGUUUUGUAAUUUCACAAGUUCUUUAGUAUUUUCUGCCAACCAAAACAAACGGCACAAUGUCGGGCAUGCCGGAUCAACAAUUUCUGUGGAACAUUUUCCAGAAGGUGGACCGCGACCGAAGUGGAUACAUUUCGGCUGACGAGCUCCAGCAAGCACUGUCCAACGGGACGUGGAAUCCCUUCAACCCGGAAACGGUCCGGCUAAUGAUAGGGAUGUUUGACCGGCAGAAUCGGGGCAGCGUCAGUUUUCAGGACUUUGGGGCACUCUGGAAGUAUGUCACCGAUUGGCAGAAUUGUUUCCGCUCGUUCGACACGGACGGUUCGGGAAAUAUCGACAAAAAUGAGUUGAAACAGGCUCUGACGGCUUUCGGGUAUCGCCUCUCGGAUGGAAUUUACGAUACGCUGAUCAGGAAGUUUGAUCGAUACGGAAAUGGAACGAUUCUCUUCGACGAUUUCAUUCAAUGCUGCGUAAUUUUGCACACACUGACGGCGGCUUUUCGGCAGUACGACACGGAUCAGGAUGGGGUGAUAACGAUUCACUACGAGCAGUUCCUCAACAUGGUGUUUAGCUUGAAAAUUUGAUUGGGUAAAAUCUAAAAUUCCUUUCCUAUUGAUUGCGGCACUAUCGAAGUACCACUAGUGAGUAAGCUGAACAAUUUGCAGAGCAUAAAUUUAACUAAGAUUUUUACAUCUUUGUCGAUUGUUAUCUCAGCUAGUAAACCCUGUGAAUGUGAGUGUUUAAUCUUAAUUGGAUCAGUAAACUUAAAAUCUGUAUUGGCCCUCAAAACGAUUAAUAAAAAUUCAAGUUUGCAUACUCCAUCAGAUAAAAUUUAACUACCGUAAAAUAGACAAAUCGACGGGACACAUGAGCGCACUAUGAUCGAUGAAUUAAACGAAACAGUUGUACUUGUUACCCCCUUCUAUACUUAGAGCCUACCUUGCAUUCUAUUGUGAUAAGAUGUCGCACUCAUUUAGAUAACUGAUAACACAUUUUUGCUGUUUCAAAUUGGCUGCUGAGGAAAAUAGCAUAUGCUUGGAAAAACCCCUUUGAGCGUUAUGUCUGUUUGUCUGUGUAGAAUGGUGGACAAUUAUCACACUAUUGCGUGUAAAAACGUACAAUCAAAAUAAACAGUUGCCAAACUAUGACUACAAGUCUUAAUGGAUCAAGUUAUAUAUUCUACAACGCAAGUAAUUGUACCGAGAAAUAAAGAUUUUUUUACUAUAA